AUGUCUCCCAAACAGAGGAAGAAGCCAUCCCGCCAAAAAAAGCAAACCUCCGAUUCCUCCGCCACGAGCCCCAUUUUACCAACUAAUUACCGAGAAAUUCACCAAACAGAGGUCGAAGCUCUGCGCUCGAUAUAUGGCGAUGACUUCGAAGAAGUAGAGAACAGGCGGUCGGCCUGGCAGCAAACCUCCGACGUGACUUUUAAACUUCACUUGCGAUCCUCCUCAAAUUUAGAUGUCAAACUCAUUUUAUUAGUCGAACUGCCCGCCACAUAUCCCAAAACAAUACCCAAUCUCUCGGCAGGAAAUCUCGACGGGUUUCGCGAUGGAGCGCGUUCCAGAAUCCAAGACAUUCUCAGCAACAAACCAAAAACUCUACUGGGAAGUGAAAUGAUCUAUGAGCUGGCGGUUUCCAUUCAAGAUGUGCUGGAGGAUGUUGCCCAGACCCAGGCCCAAGACAAGGAUCUACCUAGCCUUGAAGAGGAGCGCAUAGAGCAAGAAGCGGCAGCUCUCCAACGUGCAGACCUAGAACAACAGGAGGAAUUGCGUAAACAAAAGGCUGCCGCGGUGGAAGAAGAACGUGCAUUACAGGAAAUGCUCAGAGACAAGAUGCGACAGCGGAAUAAGGCUCGGAUUUUAAGGCGAAAGAGUCGGACUGGCGGCGCAGAUACAAGCGAUACUGAUGACCUCGUGGGGAAUACCCCCGGUGCUAUCUGCUUCGAUCCGCCAUUGGUUGUUAAUGACACCGACGAACAACCGCUGGUUUUCCGGGCCGUUCACGGUAAGACUUUGGUUCAAAGCAAGCAAUGCAAAAAGACCUUCACCGUCAGGCCCGUGGUUUCUGAGAGUAGAUGCCACGUUCCGCUGCUCGUUCUCAAGGAGCUCUGUUUGACUGAAAAGGGGUCCGAGGCUUUGACAUUUCGAGAGCAGAUGCGGACCAGUGAGGACAAGUUGGAGGCCAUCAAGCGAUUGCGACAUUCUAACUUGGUUGAAUUUGUUGGAUUCAAAAUCAAUCGCCCCCUUGGACACUUUGACUCUUCCGACAAUGCCUGGACCGUGUUUGCGCUCUUGGAGCAUGCAAACAAAGGAUCUCUCUCCGAACUUCUUGAUAUCGUUGGGACCGUGGCUGUUGAUAUGCUUCGUGGUUGGAUGAUUCAGUUACUUGAAGCCUUGGAAUUUUACCACCGCAGUGGAUUUGUACAUGGAAGCAUUCAUUGUGGCCGAGUGUUCCUAUUUCGAACUCCAUCUGGAGAAACUAUCGUGAAGCUUCAAUCUAGCGUUGAAGAAGCUUUGCCAGAUUCUCCAUGCGCAAAGCCCUCUUGGACUGCAUCGAAAUCGCCACUGUGGGUACCCCCGGAGUUGACGCAAGAUAAUGCAUCUUCUUCCAUGAAGACCGACGUCUGGGAUCUUGGAAUCGUUCUCCUUCAGAUGGGCUUUGGGAAGGAUGUACUCCUUCGGUACACAUCCGCCAAUCAGUUGAUGGUGUCUAUGGGACUCUCUCCGCCACUUCAGGAUCUCCUGCGAGAAUUCUUCCGUCCAGAUCCCAGGAAGCGCCCAACUGCCUUCCAACUCCAACCGUCUGAGUUUUUCCGCGUUGAUGCGCCGCUGAAGAUGCGAGAGAGGGCGUCCGGCUCCAUGUCCGUACAAAGGCGGCCACGGCUAGACUCAUUUGGAGCAAUGCCAGCAUUCUCUCGAUACCAUCAAGACUUCGAUGAAGCAGGCCAAUUGGGCCGCGGUGGUUAUGGUCAAGUAGUCAAGGCUCGGAACAAGCUCGAUGGUCGACUGUAUGCAGUCAAGAAGAUUUCUCAAACUUCGGCUGCAGCGUUGAAAGAUACGCUUUCUGAAACCAUGUUGCUCUCUCGACUGAAUCACCCCUACGUUGUCCGAUACUAUACUGCCUGGCUAGAAGAGGACUUCAACCAUAUCGAGGAAGAGGCCAUGUCCUCGACCGAGGGUGAUCCCUUCUCUAGCCAAGACAACCAUAGGUUCAGCACAGGUGGUCUCGAUUUUAUCAGCUCCAGCGGGUAUCCAAAGAUAGAGUUUGCAUCCGAUAGCGACGACGAGAACGAAGGGACCCUGUCUGACCCUGUUCACCCACGGACACCUGAGACGAAUCGCGCCAAUGGCAACAACGAUAGGAAUGGUACCGACACUUACUCUGAUAGUGCAGAAGAAGAUACUGAUAUCAGCCGGGCGAGAUCCGGCUCUUACUCCCGGCCUGUUGUUACCACACUAUACAUCCAAAUGGAGUACUGUGAGAAACAUACCUUGCGUGAUUUGAUAAGAAAUGGGUUGUGCGAUGACAAUGAGAGCUCCUGGCGUCUAUUCCGACAAGUGCUUGAUGGCUUGAGCCACAUUCAUAGCCAUGGCAUAAUCCACCGCGACUUAAAGCCCGACAACAUCUUCAUUGAUGUUGCCAACAACCCUCGAAUCGGUGACUUUGGCCUUGCUACAAGUGGCCAAUUUAUCACGGCAGUACGUUCAUCUGCUGCGGCUGACUUCGAAGGGGACUUUACUCGCAGUCUAGGUACAACCUACUAUGUAGCCCCAGAGAUGAAGUCAGUCGUCUCAGGGCACUACAAUGAGAAGGUCGAUAUGUUUUCGUUAGGUGUUAUCUUCUUCGAGAUGUGCCACCCCUUACCAACCGGCAUGGAAAGAGACCAAACCCUUCGAGGGAUCAGAGAAAAAAACCACACUCUUCCGCCUACUUUCCAACAAUCCGACAAAGUGCUCCAAGGCCAGAUCAUUGAAUCACUAUUGAGCCACACACCGAGUGAACGCCCAACGGCCUCUGAACUUCUGUCCAGCGGCAAGAUUCCCCUGCAAAUCGAGGAGGAGACGUUCAGAAGGGCCAUUGUGCACUUACUCUCGGAUCCAAAUUCUCCCGAUUACAAAAACAUUUUGUCGGCAAUUUUCUCCCAGUCGCCCAAGAAAUUCGAAGAUAUUGCUUGGGAUAUAGACUCGCAUGCGGUGCCAGCCGCCAAUGAGUUGCUUAUUCAGGGCCUCGUCAAGAAGAAGCUGACUGCGAUUUUUCGGAGACAUGGUGCCGUGGAGUCUACAAGACAAAUGCUUUUCCCUCGAUCCCAACAUUAUAAUGCUGGUGCAGUGCGCGUGUUGGAUGCUUCAGGCAAUCUUCUACAGCUACCAUACGAUCUCACACUUCCGAAUGCGCGAGCAAUCCCCAGACAGGAUCGCUCACUCGAGAAAACAUUUGCAUUCGGCACAGUCUAUAGAGAGUCUACACAUGGCAGCGAACCACGGACGCACCGCGAAGUUGACUUUGAUAUUGUUUCUUAUAAUACCUUGGACCUCGCACUGAAAGAAGCAGAAGUCAUCAAAGUCUUGGAUGAAAUUAUCGAAGAAUUCCCACCUUUGCGGUCCACUCCAAUGUGUUUCCUUGUCAACCACUCCGAUCUGCUCCAGCUUAUCAUGGAAUUCUGUCGCAUUACGCCUUCCCAGAUCCCCAAGGCCAAGGAAGUUCUUAGCAAGCUGAAUGUUGGAAAGUAUACUAUGCAAAAAAUUCGAAGUGAACUUCGUGCUCCGGCAAUUGGUGUUGCUUCAACCUCGUUGGAUGACCUUGCUCGAUUUGAUUUCAGAGACUCCUCGAAAGACACACAACGCAGGCUGCAGAAUAUCAUGGAAGGAACCGAAUAUGCCGAACGGCUUUCACCGAUCUUUGCCCGUCUGAAUGUGCUCAUGACGUAUCUACAGAGCUUUGGUGUGAAACGCAAAGUCUAUGUCAACCCACUGAGUAGUGUGCAUGACAAGUUUUACCGAGGUAGCAUCUUGUUCCAAUGCAUCUUUGAUAGCAAACGACGCGAUGUGUUUGCUGCAGGCGGCAGAUACGACCGAUUGAUUCAGGAGCACUCGCCUAACGUCUUGUCAAACCGCCCCCAAGCGCAUGCCGUUGGAUUCAACCUUGGUUCAGAUCGACUUCGCUCUUCAAUGAUUGAUUAUCUCAAGGCCAAAGUUCCAGCAAAGGACUCUGAAACUGGCCCCGAGCUGUACUGGGCUGCCCGUCGCUGUGAUGUACUUGUCGCUAGCUUUGACGCGACUGUUCUCCGCACAACCGGAGUCAAACUCAUCGAAGAGCUUUGGUCAAACAACAUAAGCGCAGAGCUUGCAGUUGAUGCCUCGUCCCUCGAGGAGCUCAUGGCCAAAUACAAAGACUCUAACCAUCGAUGGAUCGUGAUCGCCAAACCAGACAGUAAAGAGCGUGGGUUCAAAGUUCGAAACCUGAUGCGCAAGGAAGAAUUUGAUAUCCGCCCUGCCGAGCUUGUAGCGUGGCUCCGAUCAGAAGUACAGGCACGCCAUCAUCGCGAAGGAACCACUGAACCCCGCCCGUCACGCCAACUGAGCCAACAAGAUUCCUUCGCGUCUCAAGAGCGAGCCAAUGAUGUGCGCAUUCUUGUCCCACAACACCGCAGCAAGAAGACAAACAGAAGGAACAUCGUCGAGUCAGCCCUUCUCUCUUCUCGCGAAGUAGCAGAAAACGCACGCAACGGCCCAGUUGCUGCCAUUGACACUCGCGACGAUGUUCUCGAUGCAAUCCGAGACACACGGCUUUCCGACGCAGAGAGUUGGCGAAGCGUCAUUCAGAAUGCGCCGUUGACGGAGCGAAAGUAUCUAAGUCAAGUGCACGAACUACUUACCGACUUGGCCAUCGAGAACCGCGCAAACGACAGCACAGAAAGCUAUACCAAUGCUUUUAUCUACAAUUACCGAACAGGCUACUGCGUGUACUACGAUUUGGGGCCGUAA
This is a messenger RNA of Penicillium soppii, 4758 nucleotides long. It is a transcript of the gene cpcC, whose product is annotated as putative protein kinase (Gcn2). Lineage: Eukaryota; Fungi; Ascomycota; Eurotiomycetes; Eurotiales; Aspergillaceae. Bases 1 to 4758 code for a protein of 1585 amino acids. Gene Ontology annotation, biological process: DNA damage checkpoint signaling; regulation of translational initiation by eIF2 alpha phosphorylation. Gene Ontology annotation, molecular function: protein binding; eukaryotic translation initiation factor 2alpha kinase activity; ATP binding. The record is from RefSeq and is a predicted model, not a curated record. The transcript has 7 exons.